Loxodonta africana (African savanna elephant) is the source of this 2797-nucleotide messenger RNA. It is a transcript of the gene XPNPEP1, whose product is annotated as X-prolyl aminopeptidase 1. The transcript is spliced from 18 exons. Bases 912 to 2681 code for a protein of 589 amino acids. The record is from RefSeq and is a predicted model, not a curated record. Gene Ontology annotation, molecular function: metalloaminopeptidase activity. Lineage: Eukaryota; Metazoa; Chordata; Mammalia; Proboscidea; Elephantidae.
AGCUUGUGAUACAGAACCAAAAAGAAAAUGCAAAGCAGACAUGCCCCAUUGAGCCUUUGUGGAAGGGGUGUGAGUUCCCAGCAUGCCUGGCUCCCAAAGGUCACCUUUCAGUGACCCUUUCUCCUCUCUCUGCCUUUGCGUUUACAUUUUGAACAAUUUUUAUUAAAUUUUUUUUGACCUUCUUCUUGACUAUACUGUGUUUACUGAAUACACCUGUGUCACUAGCACCCUAUGUAAGAACUGGGAUAUUAAUAGCACCCUAGAACCCUUACCUUAGCUUUAAAGUCAGUCUUGUAAUUCUCCAAGCGCUUGGCUUUUGGUUUCUGUUUCCACUUGAGGCGUAAAUAACAAAAUUUAACCACAUUGGUGCCCUGCCCUAACUUUUCUGAAACUGUGUGCCUUUAAAUUUAGGGUGGAUUUCCCCUUUUCAGGCUUCCAUCCCUUAAACUAACUAGACCUGGCAAGGCUUCUCUCCCCCGGCAGGUAGCACACGGCUUCCUUUGGUGAAACUGCCUGUGGUGGUUGGCAUAUUAUGAUUGGUUUUGGCUAAUGCCUCUGCUGAAAGCCCCACAUUCUGCCAGGCCUGUGGGAACUGAGGGCAGGUAGAGGUGGGAGGCACAGAUGCCCUGCUGGUGACCUCUGAGUCCCUGUGAACACUCGCAGGAUCUGUUGAUCUCUCUCUGGGAAAGGUGAAACAGCAACAGAGUGACUGUGAUCGCUGAGCAGAAACUGUUCCAGCCCAGCCCUGUGGAUCAUGAGACUGUUGGCCGUAGCUCCAUAGACCUCUGCUCUGUUGGCCUUGACACAUGCUGUGGACACCGGGUCCUUUCUGUGCAGGGACGAGUGCCUAGGCAGUGCGGGUCCCAGGACUGUUUCCUUCAGAGUGUGGCCUACAGCUGGUUCUUCUCUUGAUGCUUGGUGGUUUCCCUGGAGCUGAAGACCUACCCUUUAGUCAGAGGGGUGGUGAGUGGCUGGGCCACAGAGGAGCUGGCACAGCCAUUGUCACAGAAGAGCAUGCAGCCAUGUGGACUGAUGGGCGCUACUUUCUCCAGGCUGCCAAGCAGAUGGACAGCAACUGGACACUCAUGAAGAUGGGUCUGAAGGACACGCCAACUCAGGAAGACUGGCUGGUGAGUGUACUUCCUGAAGGAUCCAGGGUUGGUGUGGACCCGUUGAUCAUUCCUACAGAUUACUGGAAGAAGAUGGCCAAGGUCCUAAGAGGCGCUGGCCACCACCUUAUUCCUGUCAAGGAGAACCUCGUGGACAAAAUCUGGACAGACCGUCCUGAGCGCCCAUGCAAGCCUCUCCUCACCCUGGGCCUGGAUUACACAGGUAUCUCCUGGAAGGAAAAGGUUGCAGACCUUCGGUUGAAAAUGUCCGAGAGGAACGUCGUGUGGUUUGUGAUCACUGCACUGGAUGAGAUUGCGUGGCUGUUCAAUCUGCGAGGAUCAGAUGUGGAGCACAAUCCGGUAUUUUUCUCCUAUGCAAUCAUAGGACUGGAGACCAUCAUGCUGUUCAUUGACGGCGACCGCAUAGACGACCCCAAUGUGAAGGAACACCUGCUUUUUGACUUGGGCCUGGAAGCUGAAUACAGAAUCCAGGUUGUUCCCUACAAGUCAAUCCUGAGCGAGCUCCAGGCCCUGUGUGCUGACCUCUCCCCGAGGGAGAAGGUGUGGGUCAGCGACAAGGCCAGCUAUGCCGUGAGCGAGGCCAUCCCCAAGGAUCAUCGCUGCUGUAUGCCUUACACCCCUAUCUGCAUCGCUAAAGCUGUGAAGAACUCAGCCGAGUCAGAAGGCAUGAGGCGAGCCCAUAUUAAAGAUGCCAUUGCCCUCUGUGAACUCUUUAACUGGCUGGAGAAAGAGGUUCCCAAAGGUGGUGUGACAGAGAUCUCAGCUGCUGACAAAGCUGAGGAAUUUCGUAGGCAACAGGCUGACUUUGUGGACCUGAGCUUCCCAACGAUUUCCAGUACGGGACCCAACGGCGCCAUCAUUCACUAUGCGCCAGUCCCUGAGACAAAUAGGACCUUGUCCCUGGAUGAGGUGUACCUCAUUGACUCGGGUGCUCAAUACAAGGAUGGAACCACAGAUGUGACCCGGACCAUGCAUUUUGGGACCCCUACAGCCUAUGAGAAGGAAUGUUUCACGUAUGUCCUCAAGGGUCACAUAGCUGUGAGCGCAGCCGUUUUCCCGACUGGAACCAAAGGCCACCUUCUUGACUCCUUUGCUCGCUCAGCCUUAUGGGAUUCUGGCCUGGAUUACCUGCAUGGAACAGGACAUGGUGUUGGGUCUUUUCUGAAUGUUCACGAGGGUCCUUGUGGCAUCAGUUAUAAAACGUUCUCUGAUGAGCCUUUGGAGGCAGGCAUGAUUGUCACUGACGAGCCAGGCUAUUAUGAAGAUGGGGCCUUUGGAAUUCGCAUUGAGAAUGUUGUCCUGGUGGUUCCUGUGAAGACCAAGUACAACUUCAAUAACCGGGGAAGCAUGACCUUUGAACCUCUAACUUUGGUUCCAAUACAGACCAAAAUGAUAGAUGUGGAUUCUCUUACAGACAAAGAGUGUGACUGGCUCAACAAUUACCACCUGACCUGCAGAGACGUGAUUGGGAAGGAGCUGCAGAAGCAGGGCCGCCAGGAGGCCCUCGAGUGGCUCAUCAGGGAGACUCAGCCCAUCUCCAGACAGCAUUAAUACCUCCCUCGUUUUGUCUUUGUAAAAACCUCUGGGGAAAGGGAGAAAUGUGGCAGACCCUGGCCAUCGUUCUCCUCUCCUCUCCUUCCUCCCUGCAUCCCCUUUUUACUUUUAGA